AGAAGUUUAUGUAACAAAAAGCCCUUCAGUUGCCCCACGGGCCACGGUUUUCCUCUCCUCUAUCCUCGAAUGGCACCACCACCCUCAUCUGAGAUUCCGAACGGCGAGAGCAACGGAGUGCACGUCAGUAACAGCGAGCUUGCAAGAGUGGGGAACUGCAGAGUGGAGUGCAACCCAGUUCUAUCACAGCAGAAGAUCUCGAUAAGAGGAGUCGUUGAUGAGCUGCUGAAGUUGGCCAAUCCGGAAAAAGGUCUCGUCUCCUUGGGCGUCGGCGAUGCCGCGUCGUCCCGGUGCUUUCAGAAGGGGAAGGAGCGCUUCUCGGAGGCCGUCGCCGAUGCCGUAUCCUCGUCGGCGUUUGACUGCUAUGCUCCUUCCUACGGCUUUCCGUUUGCCCGCCGUGCAGUGGCAGAGUAUUUGUCAAGGGACACAAAGCAUGGCAUCAGGGAGGGGGAUGUGUACUUGACUGUGGGAGGCACACAGGCUCUCCAUGUGUGCUUGACCGUGCUGGCCAGCCCAGGAGCCAACUUGUUGCUGCCUCGCCCCGGCUUCGCCCCUUACGAAACUGCCUGUGAAAUCUAUGGCAUUGAGGCCAGGUACUACCACCUUCAACCCCAUUGGGGAUGGGAGCUCAAUCUUGAUCAAGUUCGGUCCCUUGCCGAUGCCAACACAGUCGGCAUCGUCAUCAUCAACCCUAGCAACCCCUGCGGUGCCGUCUUUUCUCCCUUCCACCUCCAACAGAUUGCCGAGACUGCAAGAGACUUGAAUAUCCCUGUAAUUGCUGAUGAGUUAUAUGGGCAUAUGGUCUUUGGUGAUAGCAAAUUUGUGCCACUAGCCUCUUUUGCUCAUUUGACACCAGUUAUUACGAUAGGAGCUUUGUCAAAGCGUUGGAUGGUUCCUGGAUGGCGUCUUGGAUGGAUAGCCAUAUGCGAUCCUCAUGAGACUUUUAAACAAGUUAAAGUGGCAAUUGAGAUGCUUAUGAACGUAACAUCAGGUCCAGCUUCUGUAAUUCAGGCAGCAGUUCCUGGUAUUCUUUCUAAUUCACAUGAGGAGUUUCACAAGAAUGUCCUCACAGUGUUGGAGUCCUCAGCUGAAACACUUUACACAAGAAUAGUUCAUAUUGAAGCACUGAAAUGUCACUCAAGGCCUCAGGGUUCAAUGUUCAUGAUGGUUGAGAUCAACCCUGCCCUUCUACUUGGCAUAGAGAAUGACAUGGACUUCGCUAGGGAGUUGAUAAAAGAAGAAUCUCUCUUGGUGCUUCCAGCUUUUGCAGGUACCCCAUAAUUCAGCAAAUAAAAAGUUUUGCAUGAGGAAUAUGUGCCAAGGCAAGGAAGCUGUGAACAUACUCAGAACAAGUCAGUUUUGUUUCCAUAAGGGCAUCAGCUGGAGGUAGGAAAGAUCAUAUCUUCAAUCAAGUACAGAUGAACAAUUUUUGAUAAGGGCUCCAGUUCAGCUUCAUAGACCAUUAAUAUUAACAUUAGGAACAAUAAUAAAAGAGUUGAUCUCCUCUCUUCUUGAGGGUCACUGUGCUAGCAUCUUUCAUUUAGAGGCUUACAUGGUCCAUUAGCUUCUAACCUAAUUCUUCAUUUCGACAGCUGAUUCACACUGUGUUGAAAUCUGAGUUAUACUUACCUGUUAUUAGAGUUUGACAAAGCCUGGAAGUUCAAGUCAAAUGGUAAAUUAGAUAUCUAAUUGAGUUUAAGCUUGUUACUGUACUAAUUAUGAGUUUAAUGAU
Molecule: messenger RNA, 1732 nt
Organism: Phoenix dactylifera (date palm)
Lineage: Eukaryota; Viridiplantae; Streptophyta; Magnoliopsida; Arecales; Arecaceae
Source: RefSeq, a predicted model, not a curated record